This is a messenger RNA of Arabis nemorensis, 579 nucleotides long. The record is from the annotation of a GenBank genome assembly. NCBI's taxonomy places the organism in Eukaryota, Viridiplantae, Streptophyta, Magnoliopsida, Brassicales, Brassicaceae.
AUGGUGAAACCACAAUCUGAAUCCGUUUUUCAUCGAUUUGAUUGGGUUUUUGUUGUUCUUGCAACCUCCUUGGCAGGUGUUUUUGGUUUGAUCGUAUUCGGAAGUGUACUCUUAGCUUCUCAGGUAUUCAUUUCCUCUUGCCCUAUUCGAGAUCUUGCAAGCGAGAAUAAAGAAAUAAUUAUGACCAGUCUAGGCUAUGCCUCUUACGUCGUUGUAGUUGUUUUCAUUCUAUUGAUCGGAUACUGUUUCGUCUCAUGCAAGGACUUGUCAUUUAGUGAUCACAUGUAUGCGACCAAAAAAGACUUAGCUAUUGCAUUUUCGUCUCUGUCGAAAGACAUAAACGAUCUCAAAAAAAAUAUAGAGUCAGCAAACCGUGAACGAUCUAAUAAGCUAAAGGACUUGGCUUGCGAGAUAGAAAAACAAUGCAAGACAUCUGAAAUGAUAUUAACUAAAGAUGGACAGUAUGAUGAACCUUUGAGGGUACGGAGAACAGUCAGGAAAAUUCAAGAAUUCCAAAGAUUCUCCGAUAACUACCUUUUGAAUACAUUUCCUCCCCCACCAAUCUUGACUCGGUUUUGA